UAUUGAUCGCAUCUCAGCUGGACAAACAUACCUGCUUUAAAUUAACAGGCUACUACAGUGCAGAACGGAUCGACUUUAAAAAAAUCCAUUUUUCAGCGGUAUCUCUUCCUCCACCGCAAUGACCACCCGCAAGAGGAACGAGUUCCUCGACAUCGUCGACAGCGACGACGAAGAAGGACAAGGCAGUGAAGCUGGCUACGAUUCCGAAGCCGCAGAGGAAUCCAAAGUACGAUCUGUGAAGCGACGGAGGACAAGAACGGGAAACAACGCCGGAUCUGACACCGGCUCCGACGACGACUCUUCCGACGGGGAAAGCCGCACGGCGAAGAUCAAGACGAAGAAGCGCGCCAAGUCGACCACCACAGCCGAAGAUGAAGACGACGACGAAGAUUCAGACGGCGGCAUGGACCUCGACGGCGAGAUCGACGAAGAAAAAGACGAAGACGACCACUACCUCGACGCAACCGCGCACAAGUCAACCACCAGCAGCAGCACGAAAAAGGGCGCAACCAAGCCCCCCAAGAAGAACAAAACUGGCGUGGUAUACCUCUCCUCGCUACCGCCGUACCUCAAGCCCUUCGCGCUCAAAUCCCUGCUCGAGACGCGCGGCUUCAGCCCCAUCACGAAAGUAUUCCUGCAGCCCGAGGUCCGCGGGGCGUCCGCGCCGCGCCGCCGGUCCAAUAAGCGGAAGAUCUACACGGACGGGUGGGUGGAGUUUGCGUCUAAGAAGACGGCGAAGAUUUGCGCGGAGUCGCUGAAUGCGUCCAUUGUGGGCGGCCGCAAGGGUAGCUGGUACCACGAUGAUGUGUGGAAUAUGAAGUAUCUGCGUGGGUUUAAGUGGGCGGAUCUGAUGGAGCAGGUGCAGCGGGAGAGAUCGGAGAGGGAGGCUAGGCAGAAGAUCGAGGAUGCGCGUGCGCGCAAGGAGGAUCAGGUCUUUGUGGAGGGUGUUGAGCAGGGGAAGGUUAUUUCGGGGAUUCAGAGGAAGAAUGAGGAGAAGGAGAAGAGGGGGAGGAAGGAGGGUGCUGGGCUGGGUGGGGAGAAGAAGGGGAGGAAGGGAGAUGGGGAAAUUCGGAGAGUGUUUAGGCAGAAUGAGGUCAAGCUGGGUCGUGAUAAGGUGCCUGCUGGGCGUGCGGCUCUUGGGGAUGAUGCGAAGAAGGUCCUGGCUAAGAUUUUUUGA
Messenger RNA from Aspergillus campestris IBT 28561, 1177 nucleotides. Its product is annotated as RNA-binding ATPase activator ESF2. Gene Ontology annotation, molecular function: RNA binding. The record is from RefSeq and is a predicted model, not a curated record. NCBI's taxonomy places the organism in Eukaryota, Fungi, Ascomycota, Eurotiomycetes, Eurotiales, Aspergillaceae. The coding region runs from base 119 to 1177 and encodes 352 amino acids. Gene Ontology annotation, biological process: endonucleolytic cleavage in ITS1 to separate SSU-rRNA from 5.8S rRNA and LSU-rRNA from tricistronic rRNA transcript (SSU-rRNA, 5.8S rRNA, LSU-rRNA); endonucleolytic cleavage in 5'-ETS of tricistronic rRNA transcript (SSU-rRNA, 5.8S rRNA, LSU-rRNA); small-subunit processome assembly. Gene Ontology annotation, cellular component: nucleolus. The transcript has a single exon.